GAUAUUGUGUAUGACGAUGAUGGAAUGGUGAUAAGUGGAAGUGCGGAAGCACUUAUAAGGCGGCUUAUGCCCACUCACGACUACUGCCCUGAUCGUUCGUACAUUUUCACUCUUCUGCUCAACAUUCGCACGUUUGUAUCACCGGGUGAACUGCUUCAUAAAGUGCUGCAAGUGAGUAUCUCAACAGAAAUUCAUUCUCCACAUUUUACUGCUGAAGUGAAUUUCGAAUUAACGACGGCUUUUCAAAAUUUCAACUAUUAUGGACGUGUGUUCAGUGUUGCACCUGGUGCACAGUUGAUUAUAAUGGGUCUUAGCUGGUUUGCAAAGUUGCAAUUGCAGCACUGUAUGUUCGAGCAGAAUGCCACUGGAGAAAACUUCACUAAAGAAGGUCGUACACGAAUGUUUGCGAACAUCUUCAAACUGUGCUCAGAAUGGACACAAAAUAUGCCGUACGACUUUCGGGAAAAACCAAUGCGACAUCGUCUCAGCGAGCUACUCGGAUUAUGCUCGGUGGAUGAGCGCAGUAAACUCUUAACUGAAAAAUUGUUUACAGAGCUACAGAGUACGGUACGUGUUUCGCUAUGA
Anisakis simplex (herring worm) is the source of this 585-nucleotide messenger RNA. The record is from the annotation of a GenBank genome assembly. Lineage: Eukaryota; Metazoa; Nematoda; Chromadorea; Rhabditida; Anisakidae.